Molecule: messenger RNA, 747 nt
Organism: Pezoporus occidentalis (night parrot)
Lineage: Eukaryota; Metazoa; Chordata; Aves; Psittaciformes; Psittacidae
Product: equilibrative nucleobase transporter 1-like
Exons: 5
Source: RefSeq, a predicted model, not a curated record
UACCUCUUCAUCGGCACCCUCAACCCGGGGCUGCAGCGCCUGGCGCGCGGCGACGCCGGCCUCGUGAGCACCUACACCAACGCCUUCGCCUUCACCCAGCUCUGCGGGGUGCUCUGCGCGCCCUGGAACGGACUCAUCCUCGACCGGCACAAGCGCGGCAAGGCCCCGCACCCCGACGGAGCCCUGGGGGCGCUGGCUGACCUGCAGGCGUCGGUGCUGUCGCUGGUGGUGACCGUGGUGCUGGGCCUGCUCUUCUCCAUCGCCGCGGCCGUGCCCGUGCUGCCCGUCCAGUUCGGCACCUUCGUGCUGCAGGUGCUCAGCCGCUCCUUCCUCUACGGCGGCAACGCCGCCUUCCUCGCCAUCGCGUUCCCCCCGCAGCACUUCGGGAAGCUCUAUGGCCUGGCCAUGGCGCUGUCGGCGCUGGUGGCACUGCUGCAGUACCCCUGCGUGGCGCUGGUGCAGGGACCACUUCAAGGGGACCCCUUCUACGUGAACCUGGGGCUCAUUGCCGUGGUGCUCCUGGCCUUCGUCAGCCCCGUGGUGGUGGCCCGCGAGUGCCGACACCAAGCCAAGGAGCUGGGGGCUGCUGGCACCCCCCUGGCAGCAGCCCCCGGCACCGAGACCCCAGAGGAGGCGACCCACUGAGCCUCGCACCCCAAAACCCUGUUUUCUAUUGGACUUGGGGGAGCUCUGCCCCAGGCUGGGGUGCAUUUGGGGGGGAAUAAAUAUCGACGACCCCUCUGCUCA